AUGGCGGCUUUGGCGUGCGGGGCUCCCAGCGCCCCUGUCCGGCCGUGCCCGGUGACCGGGGCUGGGAAGGCUCGGCCGGCCGGGGGUGGGUCCGGCGGCCUCGCCACGCCUCCGCCGCCCCGAGGAGCCGCGCGGGAUCGGCACGGCGGGAGCGUCCAUCGCCGGGCGGGCACGGAGCAGCAGCGUCACCGUCAUCAUCACCGCCACCACAUCGCCCCGGACCAUGCACCGAUACGGAGAGGUUUCAGCCCCUGGUCCCGAAUCCUGGUGCAGGAAUCUCCUGCCCUGCUCCCUUCAGAGCCAUCCUCUGCAGGCAAAGCCCACAGGCUGAGCACGGAGGAGAGGGAGCAGCUGCUGCCCAACCUGAGAGCUGUGGGGUGGAACGAGGUGGAAGGCAGAGAUGCCAUCUUCAAAGAGUUCCACUUCAAGGACUUCAACCGGGCCUUUGGCUUCAUGACCAGAGUGGCUCUACAGGCAGAAAAACUGGAUCACCAUCCCGAGUGGUUCAAUGUGUACAACAAGGUUCACAUCACCCUGAGCACCCACGACUGCGGGGGUUUGUCGGAGCGGGACAUCAACCUGGCCAGCUUCAUCGAGCAGGUGGCAGCUUCCCUCUCCUGACCAGGGGUCCCACUGACCAGCCAAAACCCCACUGUGCCACUGUGCCCUGCACCCAGAGCCUUUUCCCACUUCCAAGCCAGAUCCUGGAUCCAGAGAGCCCGACACCCUGCCAGCCCCCCCAGCGCAGCUCGGAUGGAUGGAGGCACUGCUCAGGGUGCAUGUAUCCAUCUCUGAUCGUGCAGGUUCCAUCCUCAAACCCUUCCUUAGCCAUGUGAUCCCACAGCCCCAGCUGCUGAGCCUCUUACCAGCAGUCAGUCAUAUCACAGAGUCACGGGAUGCUUUGGGUGGGAAGGGACCUUAAAGAUCACCCAGUGCCACCCCCUGCCAUGGCAGGGACACCUUCCACCAUCCCAGGCUGCCCCAAGCCCCAUCCAGCCUGGCCUUGGACACUGCCAGGGAUCCAGGGCAGCCACAGCUUCCCUGGGCACCUGCCCACUCUCACAGGGAAGAAUUUCUUCCCAAUAUCCCAUCUAAACCUAUUCUGUGUGAAUCCAUUUCCCCUUGUCCUGUAACUGCCUGCUCUUGUAGAAAAUCCUUCUCUGUGUUUCUUGUCAGUUCCUUCAGGCACUGGAAGGCUGCAGUGAGGUCACCCCAAAGCUUCUCUUGUCUGGGCUGAACAAUCCCAAUUCUCUCAGCUUUUCCUCACAGCAGAGGUGCUCCAUCCCCCCGAUCAUCCUGGACUCACUCCAACAGGUCCAUGUCCUUCCAGAGUCAAGUUACACCAGUAAAUCUGUCCAGAGCC
Melozone crissalis (California towhee) is the source of this 1363-nucleotide messenger RNA. RefSeq names its product pterin-4 alpha-carbinolamine dehydratase 1 (gene PCBD1). The record is from RefSeq and is a predicted model, not a curated record. The transcript has 5 exons. Gene Ontology annotation, molecular function: 4-alpha-hydroxytetrahydrobiopterin dehydratase activity. Gene Ontology annotation, biological process: tetrahydrobiopterin biosynthetic process. NCBI's taxonomy places the organism in Eukaryota, Metazoa, Chordata, Aves, Passeriformes, Passerellidae. Bases 1 to 621 code for a protein of 206 amino acids.